AUGCGCUUCCAGGCAUUACCGUUCAUUGCCUCCUUGGCCGCUGUCGUCAGCGCACAAGUCGCCGAAGUGCCAUCGACCACAAUCCCGAUCCCGGCAUGUACCGCGACAUCACACACCGGCAUGGGUGGAUUUUACGAUCUGCGGCCGGACAUGGCUGUCGUACCCGAUGAUAACACCAAGAAGUACGCCGUGACAAAGGACUACUUCUCCAAGGGCUACGACUACGGCAAGAACUUCACAUUGAACAUCUGCGGUCCCGUCGUGGAGUCAGUCACCAACGUCGUUGGCGUGGAGCCUCCCCUGUGGCAGAACGUGAGCGCAUACUACAUGGUGGGCGGCGAGGUUUUCUCGAUAGGUUUCGAGUCAAUGGACCUACAGAGCCGUGGUCGCAAGCUGGUUCUUCAGUAUACUGGAGGAUCUCCUUGCGGCGCCGACGUCAACAAGACGGAACCCAUCUACGAACGAUCGGCGCAAAAGGAUUCGUACCUCGAAGACGAGAACGACUUGACCUCUUACACACCUGUCCCCGAGCCUGAGGAGCCUGAGGAGGAGGAGCCCAAGCCCAAGGAUAAGCGCAGACGCAAGUCUACGACCAUCUCGUUCCACUGCGACAGAGAUCCGGGCAGCACCUCGGCUAGCGUCUCCUUUGUUGGUACAGACCCUGACGAAUGCGCCUAUUUCUUCGAAGUCCGAUCCUCCCACGCAUGCGCCCAUGCGGAGCCCCAUAAGCCCGGCAGCGUAGGCCCCGGCAGCAUCUUCGGCCUGAUCGUGGUUAUCGCCGUGCUAGUCUACUUCCUCGGCGGCAUCUUCUACAACCGAACCGUGACCCAUGCCCGCGGUUGGCGCCAACUCCCCAACUACAGCCUCUGGGCCGGCAUCUGGAGCUUCAUCUGCGUGCGUCACCCCCUCGCCGGCUCUAAGUCGGAGCGAUACUCUCCUUGA
Fusarium sp. VM40 is the source of this 942-nucleotide messenger RNA. The record is from the annotation of a GenBank genome assembly. NCBI's taxonomy places the organism in Eukaryota, Fungi, Ascomycota, Sordariomycetes, Hypocreales, Nectriaceae.